This is a messenger RNA of Penicillium griseofulvum, 1737 nucleotides long. RefSeq names its product putative amidase. Lineage: Eukaryota; Fungi; Ascomycota; Eurotiomycetes; Eurotiales; Aspergillaceae. The transcript has 3 exons. Bases 1 to 1737 code for a protein of 578 amino acids. The record is from RefSeq and is a predicted model, not a curated record.
AUGGUUUUUGGUGUGAGCGGUCUCGCCUUGGUGAGCUCUGUUGCUCAGGCCGACUCCUUGGUCGACUCACAGAUCCUUACCGAUCCCUAUCUUUAUGACUUCCCUCGUCUAGGUGGCCAUGGUGCUGAACAGUUUGCUAUGCGACCUUGCCACGGCUUUAAGCUGGAGGAGGCUACUAUAGAUCAAAUACAGGCCCAGUUGGAGAUUGGCACUUUCACCGGUGUUCAAUUGCUGGAAUGCUACAUGGACCGUGUCCACCAGACUCAGCCUUACUUAAAUGCUAUCCUGCAAGUGAACCCGGAUGCUUUCUCCAUUGCCCAGAAGCUCGAUGCGGAGCGUGCCAAUGGCAUUGUUCGUGGUCCUCUCCACGGUAUCCCAUUCAUUGUCAAGGAUAACAUUGCCAGUAAGGAUCGUAUGGAGACCACUGCCGGCAGCUGGGCUCUGCUCGGUAACGUCGUGCCCCGUGAUUCCUACGUUGUCCACGGCAUGCGCAAGGCCGGUGCUCUGCUUCUGGGCAAGGCUGCUCUGAGCGAGUGGGCCGACAUGCGCUCCAACAACUACUCCGAAGGCUUCAGCGCCCGUGGCGGCCAGUGCCGUAGUGCUUAUAACUUCACCGUUAACCCCGGUGGCAGCAGCACUGGCUCCGGUGUCGCCGUCGGCGCUAACCUGGUCCCUAUUGCUCUUGGAACCGAGACCGAUGGCAGUGUCAUCAACCCCGCUCAGCGCAACUCCAUUGUUGGUAUCAAGCCUACCGUUGGUCUGACCUCCCGUGCGGGUGUCAUUCCCGAGUCCACUCACCAGGACACCGUCGGCACCUUCGGCAAGACCGUCCGUGAUGCUGUCUACGCCCUAGAUGCCAUCUACGGCAUUGACUCGCGCGACAACUACACCUCCGCCCAGGAGGGUCGCACCCCCAAAGGUGGCUACGCCCAGUUCCUGACCGACCACACCGCUCUUAAGGGUGCCGUCUUCGGUAUCCCAUGGGAGUCCUUCUGGGCCCUUGGCGACCCUAAGCAAAUCGCCCAGCUCCUCGACCUGGUCGAGCUGAUUGAGUCCGCUGGUGCCACCGUCAUCAACGGCACCGAGCUCCCUCACUACAAGACGAUUGUCUCUCCCGAUGGCUGGAACUGGGACUACGGUACCACCCGCGGUUAUGCCAACGAGUCCUCAUACUCCUACAUCAAGGUCGACUUCUACAACAACCUGCACGAUUACCUGUCCGAGGUCGAGAACACCAACGUCCGCUCCGUCGAGGACCUCGUCCAGUACAACAUCGAUAACUACGGCUCCGAGGGUGGUCUGCCCGGUAUCCACCCUGCCUUCGGCUCUGGCCAGGACGGUCUCAUCGCUUCCCUCGAGACCAAGGGUCGCAUGGACGAGACCUACUUCCAGGCUCUGGAGUUCUGCCAGCGCACUACCCGUGAGGAGGGUAUCGAUGCUGCUCUGAAGCAGGGCAGCGUUACUCUCGAUGGUCUCCUUGUGCCUCCCGAUGUUGCUCAGAGCAUUGAGAUCGCUGCCCAGGCUGGUUACCCUGUUAUCACUCUGCCCGCUGGCGUUAGUGAUGUCUCGGGUAUGCCCUUUGGUCUUGCUAUCAUGAACACUGCUUUCUCCGAGCCCACCUUGAUUAAGUACGCUAGUGCUAUCGAGGAUCUGAAGAAGAACCAAGGCGCUAAGGGUGACCGCGCACUCCCCCAGUGGCGCGGCUACCUUGAGCGUCCUCUGCCUGUCGCUUUCUAG